Polychytrium aggregatum is the source of this 1467-nucleotide messenger RNA. Its product is annotated as DHBP synthase RibB-like alpha/beta domain-containing protein. Gene Ontology annotation, biological process: riboflavin biosynthetic process; aerobic respiration. The coding region runs from base 1 to 1467 and encodes 488 amino acids. Lineage: Eukaryota; Fungi; Chytridiomycota; Chytridiomycetes; Polychytriales. The record is from RefSeq and is a predicted model, not a curated record. Gene Ontology annotation, molecular function: hydrolase activity, acting on carbon-nitrogen (but not peptide) bonds; 3,4-dihydroxy-2-butanone-4-phosphate synthase activity. Gene Ontology annotation, cellular component: cytosol; mitochondrial intermembrane space. The transcript has 7 exons.
AUGAACCGAUCCUAUCCCAUCCGCUUCAAGAACGUGGCCUAUCUUGCCGGCCCUGCUCUGGAUCUGCUCGAGAACCAAACAAUCGUGCUCCAAGACGGCCGUCUCCGCUGCUCCGAUCUGCCUGUCGGCCACCACGAUCCCGACUCGGUUCUCGACGUCGACGGGUCGGGAUAUGUGUUGCUACCGGGGCUCAUCAAUGCUGCGAUUGAGACCUCCCUCAAGUUUGCCGGACUGAGCUCCGUUGACCCCGACGAAGUGCUCGACAUCUUGGCCGACUCGCUCUCCAACUCGGCUCGCAACGGCACAACGACGGCCGUCGUUCUGAACGAGGGCUUUGAUUUGCAGAGCCUGUCUCUUGAGUCGGCCGCACAUUACUCUGCCCUGAGGAUCCUGAGCUCGCCCGACGAUCUCGCUCGCCUGCACACCGGAUCUGCUGGCAACGUAUUUGAGCACUCCACCAAUCUCUGGACGCUCUUGAAGACAAAGGCGCAGGCACUGGCUGCGGUCGGCUCCCCCUCGGAAGAUUCUCUCAAGGAUCUCUUGCGCUCGGUCACGUCUGUUCCUGCGGAAGCCCUUGAUCUGAACGCCGGUUCUAUCGCGGACGGCAAGGUCGCAGACGUGGUCCUCGUCAAGCUCAAGCCGUACUGGAAGCUUUCCACCAAGGAGCUUUUGCAUGCACUCCUCCUUUCGGGGAACGAUCCAGCGGUCAUCCAUGCAGUCUUCAAGUCCGGAAACCUGAUCCACUCGUCCGGCUCGUUUGGCCAGCUGUUCCAGUCUCUCCUCCUCUCCAAGUACUAUUCGUCAGCCAAUAUCCCCAUUGCCGCAGACUCCGAUGCCGGGCGGCACUUUGACUCUGUCGAGGAUGCAAUCGAGGAGUUCCGCAAGGGAAAUUUUGUCAUUGCCGUUGACAACGAGGAUCGUGAGAACGAGGGCGACUUGAUCAUAGCUGCUCAAGAUGCCACCAUGGAGAAGAUGGCCUUUUUGAUCCGCUAUUCGAGCGGCCUUAUCUGCGCCCCAGCUCCAGACGAAGUCCUGAGCAAGCUUGAGCUGCCGCUCAUGGUCAAAGAUAAUCGUGACGCAUACAGAACGGCCUAUACCAUCACCUGUGAUGCGACAAAGCGCACCACCACCGGCAUAAGCGCAUCCGACCGCGCUCUCACCCUGCGCACUCUUGCAUCGGCUUCGUCGGUGGCCAGCGAUCUCACCCGGCCCGGACACAUUCUGCCCCUCCGCGCUGUCCCCGGCGGCGUGCUGAAGCGUAUAGGCCAUACCGAGGCCGCCGUGGAUUUGUGCAAGCUCGCCGGCAAGGCCCCUGUCGCCGCCAUCUGCGAGGUUGUCUUGGACGACGGCCGCAUGGCCCGUCGGGACCAUCUCCGGGUCUUUGCAAAGAAGUUUGGCCUGAAGCUCAUCACCAUCCAGAGCCUCAUUGACUAUCGGCUCAAGCACGGCCUCGGCGAGGAAUGGUAG